Molecule: messenger RNA, 1812 nt
Organism: Brenthis ino (lesser marbled fritillary)
Lineage: Eukaryota; Metazoa; Arthropoda; Insecta; Lepidoptera; Nymphalidae
Source: the annotation of a GenBank genome assembly
AUGCGCUGCUCGGCGGGGAAUUUGUUCGAUGACGUCAUUACAAGCGGCGAUCGCAGCGAAAAGAAAAAUCAAGCCAAGGUCGUGCACGCAGCCGGCGACGUAGUCGCAGUCGUAGUCGUAGCCGCAGCCGCAGACGUAGUCGCAGCUGUAGACGUGACUGUAGUCGCAACAUCAGUCACAGUCGUCAUGGCAGCCGUCGUCGCAGCUGCAACCGCGGCCGCAGCCCAAGUAUUAACUUCGAGAACUCGCAGCUGCAACCGCGGCCGCAGCCCAAGUAUUAACUUCGAGAACUCGCACAACAGUGCACGAAGUCAAAGCAGGUACUGUGAUUUAUAUAUUCAAGAACGUCAUCUAUAUAACGAGAGAAAACGAAUACGAGAACUAGAAGAUGAAUUACAAAAGAAGCUACGAGAUCUGGACAGUGAUAAACUCCAACCACUUCAAAAUAAAUCGAACAAACGACAACAUGAAGAAUCGGUACCACAAACACCAUUAGAAGUUUCCCCAAAACAUGUAUCUAUUAAAACUACACCGAAUGAUAAAUAUAAAGUAAUGAUCAAAAUUAAUGGUAAUUCUAUAUGCUGUCAAGUAGAUCUAGGUAGUGAGGUUACAUUGAUACGAGAAAGCGACGCUAAAGCUAUAAAAUUAACAUGGACCUCUGUGAAUAGCCCGUAUUUAAGAGGGUUAGGAAAUAUACCCUAUUUACCGUUAGGACGUACAUUUGCAGACAUAGAACUUCAAGGCUUAGUAGAAAAACAAGUUGAAAUACUUAUUGUAGCAGAUAGUUUGAUUAACUUGCCGGUAUUAUUAGGUCAUAGUUUCACUGAGAGACCAAAUUUAAGAAUAAUUAAGACUGACACAUACUUACAAUUUGACCGAGUAGACGACACGUUAAAUUCCAAAAUAUCCUUGCGUUCUGGGGUUAAUUUAAAAAUUGGUCUAGGGGAAAUGAGAGUAUUAAUAGUGAAAUCAGAUGAAGUUUAUAACGGUUAUGUAUAUAUCAGGGGUAAUAUUAGAGGUUGUCCCGGUAAUGAACACUAUCUAUUGCCUGGUGAGUAUGAAAUAGUUAAUGUUAAUUAUGACCUUUCUGUUCACACGUAUAAUACCACUAUAAAGUAUGGUGAACAACUUACUGAUGUUGAAGUUAGGAGCCUAAAAGAGCUUUUACAUAGAUAUAAAACUUGUUUCUCUACUGGUAUGCACGACCUCGGUUUUACUACUGUAACUGAAAUGGAAAUUCACCUUAAAGAUGUAAACCCAGUUGUUUAUAGGCCUUAUCGCUUAUCACACUCGGAGCGUCAAUUACCGGAGGUACAAUUGGGUAUUAACACUAGUGUUCAUGAUGUUACUAAGAGAACGCCAACUGAAAUGCUUUUUGGAAGAAAAGUAAAUAAUCCAUCUCAGGGCAUUUUGAACAGUAUUAGUGAUGAUAUAGGUAACGGGGUUAUAAAAGACUCUUUAGACAAAAUUAGGUUAGAAGCAAAAGAUUUAAUCAAAUAUAAUCAAGAAAAAAAUAAAGACAGAUUUGACUUAAAGAGAAAAUCAGCUAGAAAAUAUAAAGAGGGCGAUUUGGUAAAAAUUAUUAGAACAAUAGCUGGAAAUUCAGGUCAGUCCAAGAAACUAGAACCCAAAUGUCAAGGUCCAUACAGAAUAAAAAAGAUAUUACCUAAUGAUCGAUUCGUAGUAGAAGAUACGCCUCUAACUAGGAAAGGCAAGAGAUACGAAAAUGUAGUAUCUAUUGAUAAAAUUUCGCCUUGGUUAAGUUUUAGUGCCCCUGUCGUGUCUAGUGAUAGUAGUGACAAUGAUAGUAAU